AUGGGUAUUCAAAGAAUUUACAUUGCAGAACGUAUGAUGAUACUGACAGUUUUCAUUGCUGUAUUUACGCAAAAAGGUUACACCGUUUUAGCGAAGUGUAUCGUUGUAGCUCAACAACAGCAACAGCCAAGUGAACUUUCUUCUGAUGGAAGCAGUGAAGCAAUUGAUAAAAGGAUAUCAAAUGGAAUGAGAGGGAUUAACUUGCAACUAGGAAUAUUAAUUAGCAUGAUUGCGUUAUUAUUGGUUAUGGCAGAAUAUGAUACGUUUCACAAUUUUAUGUCGAAACAAGUAGUAGAACUGCUUGCUAUUAUUGCAACAGCGAUGCUUUCCGAGACAGUUAUGAUGAUCAGUACCAAAUCAGAGCAAAAGGAGUCAGAUUCAUUAGCCGCACCACUAUAUAUUGAUAAUGAAAAAGUUUUUGAAAACAUCACUGACGUAGAAAGUCGAUGGACAAAAAUAAUCUCUGAAGCGACCGAAGCACAUCAAGCGAAACAUUACAAGCAAUCGCUUAUUAUGUCUCAAAGGCCAAUUGUAAAAUACUCAGAUCAAGGAAUUAAUGUAAAGUUGGCUAGACAAAAUAUGUGA
Thelazia callipaeda (thelaziosis nematode) is the source of this 585-nucleotide messenger RNA. NCBI's taxonomy places the organism in Eukaryota, Metazoa, Nematoda, Chromadorea, Rhabditida, Thelaziidae. The record is from the annotation of a GenBank genome assembly.